Acaulospora colombiana is the source of this 1209-nucleotide messenger RNA. The record is from the annotation of a GenBank genome assembly. NCBI's taxonomy places the organism in Eukaryota, Fungi, Glomeromycota, Glomeromycetes, Diversisporales, Acaulosporaceae.
AUGCCUUCCCCUCCAAAACCUUGGGAGCGUGCUGGAGUCGUCUCUGGAUCUGAACAAACAUCGACAAUGGCAACUCCGGCUCCUCCAGCGUCGAUAGCAUCAUCGUCAACCGCUGUAGAAAAUGCUGCUGGCUCAGCUCCAGUAGUCCCUGCGCGUCCAGCGACGUUUGCUGACCCUUCUUCCUCCUCUAUAAGUACACUACCAGCUGCAGCGGGCGCCUUUGGUGCCAAUUCUGCUUAUUCAAGUCUCUACUCCUCCCCAUACAACCGUUUCGGUAGUACAUACUCGCCAUACGGAACUGGAUAUGGAGGUUACGGGUCAUAUGGAAGCUCUAUGUACGGAGGUUAUGGAUCCUCAAUGUACGGAGGGUACGGGGGAAUGGGGUACGGUACCGGUUAUAUGCCUGGGAUGGGCAUGAUGCCAGGAAUGCCAGGCAUAGAUCCCUCACAAACUCUCACCGCCCAAAUCUCCAACACAACACAACAUACUUUUGCUUUACUACACAGCAUCGUUCAGACCUUUGGCGGGUUUGCGCAGAUGCUCGAAUCGACCUUUAUGGCGACCCACUCGUCUUUCUUCGCCAUGGUCGGCGUGAUCGACCAAUUUGCGGCCCUACGAGAUGUACUUGGUCAAGUACUAGGCGUAUUUGGGCUGAUCCGAUGGGUCAAGGGAGUUCUAACAGGAGAGGGUCUCAUCCAACGAAGCACCCUCAGCGACGAAUUCCAACAUUUCGUAAACAAACCCCCUGGUGCUCCACCGCUACCAACGAACGGCAAAGUCGAAAAACCCUCCAAAAAGCCCAUCAUCGUCUUCCUCCUCGCCAUCUUUGGCAUCCCAUACCUCAUGCACAAGAUCAUCAAAAGACUAGCGGAACGCCGAGUCGUUCUUCCCGGUGCUGAACAGCAACCAUUGUCCCUCACCCAAGUCCAGCCCGGCUUGACCCCCGAUGGAAGAUUGGAUCCUUCCAAAUUGACAUUUGCGCACGCUUUAUAUCCCUUUGACACCACAUCCAGCCAGGAGUUGAGCCUCAAAAAGGGAGAGUUGGUCGCCGUCUUGAUGAUGGCAGACCCGGUUACCGGUAGCCCAGACACCGAGUGGUGGAGAGGGCGAACAAGAGAUGGAAGGGAAGGAUGGUUCCCCAAAGGCUUUGUUGAAGUCAUCAAAAAGAGGGGCGAUACCGCACAAGAGGAGCAGAAGGGUGUCAAGAAG